ACGACGGCAAGCCCCCCGAGCCCGCCCGGCCGCGCAAGACCACUGAGUACUCCCGCAGUGACGACAGCAAGAUCUCCAGCCUGCUGCGGCGGCUGUAUCGGGACGAGGCACCAGAGAAACACCAAGCCACGGCCCGCGCCUUGCAGGAGGCGGUGCUGCAGCCGGAGAAUGGCCGCUACGUGCGCCGCGCCUCUGACUACCUGCUCAGCUGGCUGCAGGACGCGCUGAAGACGGCGCCUGGCGCCGCCUGCAAGCUGCAGGUGGCCGGCGUCAUCGGCCGGCUCUGUCUGGUGCUGGCUGCAGCCAGCGACGCCAAGCGGUUUGUCAUUUGGAUUUUCGACCGUUUCAAGCAGGCGAGCUCGCAGAAUAUGAAGAAGUACUACCUGGCCUCGCUGGAGGAGGCGUUCCGCCUGGACGAGUCGCGCAGCUUGGCGCCUGUGGCAGACCUGGUGCUGGAACAGCUGCAGGCCUGCCUGGAGGCGCAGGACAGCGCCGACCUCAUGCAGGCGAACGUCAGCUGUCUGAUGACGGCCCUGCAGCGUCACCCGACCGCCUUCCAGCCCCACUUCAAGGACACGGUCGACAUCCUGGUGGGCUGGCACAUCGACCCGUCGCAGCCGCAGUGGGUGGGACAGCUGGCCUCGCGCUCGCUGCGCCAACUGCGCCAGUUCUGGACGGCUGACGCCGCCUUCGGCGUCCUGCUGACUGGCCAGUUCAUCGAGGACAUGGAGAGCUACGCCCAGGAGCUGGUGGAGCUCGACGACCAGCCGGACCCGGACGACGAGACGCAGCUUCUCUGUCAAGAGUCCGCCUCGAAAAUCGUCGAGCUGAUCAAGGUGUUUACGUCGGUGAUGGUGGCGCUGGGCGAGGCGGCCGGGCCGGCGCCGGGCACAGAGCUCGGCUGGCCCGCGUGCGGGCACAACCUACGCGUCAUCGUCGGCUGCCUGUUGGCUGUCGGUCGGCGCCAUCACUCGGACCAGCUGGUCGUCACAGGGUGUGCGGCGCUGGGCCACCUGGUGACGCUGCUGGGCCAGCGGCUAGGCGCCGAUGUGGCCCACCUGAUGACGUUCGUGGACGAGGUGCUGGCGCGCCUGGCCGGACUGGCCGACCUCACGCUGGUGGCCGUCUGUCGCCUGCUGGAGACGGUACUGAGGCAUUCCAGCACGGUGUUACCGGCAGAUCUCAUGAACCGACUGUUUGGCCGUCAGUCUCCGCUGCGGGACCUCCGGCUGUCGCCCUCAGAACAGGUCCGUAGCGCCGUGCUCGCCACGUACCACGCGGCGCUCGGGCUCAAGAACGUGCCACUGCUGCAAGACGUGUACCGCCACGUGCUCAGCGACCUGCACGCCAGCUUCCUGGCGCUCACCGGCAUCCCUACCGACCUGGUCACGGCCGAUGACGUCACGGCCGGUGACGUCAGACGGCCGUCAGAGGGGCUGCAGCUGGUGACGUUCUCGCUGCAGGCGCUGGCCGAGCUGGCGAGCACACGCAACUCCAUCAUCGGCUUGUGGGCGCUAAAUCCGAGCAUCGUCGACCUGCUGGCCGUGUCGCUGCGGCCGGACGACGAGCGGCUGGCGCGCCAGCACCCGCUCGUCCGGCACAUGGUGGUGACGCUGCUCUACUCGCACUGCUCCAAGCACCGGCACUUUCUGAGCACGAGUCGGCUGAUGCGGACGGAGCGCAGCACACCGGCGCUGGCGCCCUCCACCGGACACAAUCUGGGCACGCUGCUGGGCUUACUGGGCCGUCUGCUGCGCCAGCCGGAGUCGCUAGCGGACACGGACCGGCUCUGCCUGCUCUGGACGGCACAGUUGGUGGAAGCGGCCGCGGCCGGCGGCUACACAGACCAGCUGCUGCGCUCGGCCGAGCUGGCCAGCCUGACGUCGGCCGUCGCUGAACGGGCUACCUCCCGACACCGGCCGCUCUCCGAGCUAGCGGCGCGCGCUUGCCGCCGCCUGCUCGACGCGCUCGGCUGGAGCAAGGUGACAGCACCGCUGCGCCGGCGCCUCUGCGAGGCAGUGACGUCAGACCGGCUGGAGUGA
This is a messenger RNA of Pollicipes pollicipes, 2042 nucleotides long. Its product is annotated as serine/threonine-protein kinase SMG1. Lineage: Eukaryota; Metazoa; Arthropoda; Thecostraca; Pollicipedomorpha; Pollicipedidae. The coding region runs from base 369 to 2042 and encodes 557 amino acids. Gene Ontology annotation, molecular function: protein serine/threonine kinase activity. The transcript has 17 exons. Gene Ontology annotation, biological process: nuclear-transcribed mRNA catabolic process, nonsense-mediated decay; phosphorylation. The record is from RefSeq and is a predicted model, not a curated record.